Messenger RNA from Cylicocyclus nassatus, 2169 nucleotides. Lineage: Eukaryota; Metazoa; Nematoda; Chromadorea; Rhabditida; Strongylidae. The record is from the annotation of a GenBank genome assembly.
AUGGCGAUGCGAUUAGGUACUUCCAAGCGACUACUAACACGCUACACAAAGAAAUUAGAAACAAUAAUCACCCAUCUUAAGAAUGAAGGACUAGAAACGCUUACGGCUGCAUCACAAGAAGGUGAAGAAAUCAGAGACAAUCUGCGGCAGCUGAAUGAAGGAAUAGGGGCAAUAACGGCAUUCACGGAGAAGAUUGAGAAGCUUUUGAUGGACUACGCUACAGACGUCUCAGGCGUGCAAGGCUUGGAUGAACAAGAAUUAAGCAGCUUCGAGGAGUAUUCCGCAAAGGCGGAGGAAGUUCUGGCCUCCGCAUUUGACUGUUUAGUACUCUUAAAGUCACGCAGACAGGCAUACACGGUAUGCACGUCUCGUGAAGGGGAAGCAAGUAACACGACACCGGAAGCUACGGAAGGAACUACUCCUCAGGUACAACCAAGGUUGGGAAGUGAGCUCCCAGCAUUGCCCAUUCCAGUAUUCCGAGGGAAUAUAUGGGAAUGGGACAAUUUUUGGGAACUCUUAAACACCAAUAUCCACUCGCAGCAGAUCCCCGACCUCUACAAAUUCAAUUACCUGAAAAAUGCACUUCGCGGUGAGGCUUACCAAGCAAUCGAAAAGUUUCAAGUGAAAUAUCCUGUGGAUCUUUCCAGAGAAGAAGAAGAAGAUCCAAGUUACGUGUCAAGUGAAGAACUUGUUUUGCUACGGACAAAAAAGCAAACGAUAGAAGCCCUGCAAUCUUCCUGCAAAGCCGUGGAGAAAUUUUGGCAAGUAUGGCAAACUCAUUACCUGACAUCAUUACGAGAGAAACAUCAGAAAGACGUAGGACAAAAACGAGGAUGCUCAUAUGAGCCGCAUAAUGGUGAUUUGGUAAUGAUCGCAGAUCCCGUGCAACCACGCCAAGCUUGGAAGCUUGGACGGAUUAUCGAACUGGUUGAAAACCACAGCGGGGUCGUAAGGGAGGCAGGUGUGAUGUUACCUUCGCGCCAUAAAAUUCGCAGACCUGUCAACCUUUUGGUGCCACUGGAGCUGGAACAGUAUCCGGCUAAUAGCAGAAGAGAAGAAGAUGCAGGGAAUGACAAACCCGCAAUUAGUACAGAAGAAACAGUCACACAUCCUUACAAUCUUCGUCCAAACCGCAAGAAGAACUAUAUCGGAAGCAUUUUGCACUCCUCAGUACUACUCACCACCAUUCUGGGACUGAUAUUUUCGAAUAAAGGAGUUAAGGGACAACAACUACCGAACCAAUCAUCGAAGAUUUCUCGGACGAUGAAAUGCAUUCCUGUCUCAUGUGGAGAAGUCGUCACAACAUUUGAAGUCGGAGGAAUUCUCAAAUAUACUGUAUCUUUCGAGGCAAUGCUCUACAAACUCAGCGUCGCUGAACUCGACGGAGAAACAACAUUCCUGAAGACAAUCCUGGGAGUAGCAAGCCCACAAGCAGAACUCCUGGAACCCCAGCUCCAAGCCAUUCUGAAAUCGCUGCACAAUCAAAGGAAGACAGGAUCUACGAUCGGCAAGUGCAAGCUAAUCUCAUCCCGAGAGGGAGAAGAUUCCAAUGGCUGGAGAGGAAAGAAACAAGAAUAUGAUGGGAGGGCAGAAACAGUGCUCAAACUGGUUCAAAGCCUGAUGAGCUUUACGCAGACGAGCAUAACUCAGAUGGAAGGUCACUUGAGCAAAGUGGAGGAACAAGUAAGCGCAAGCGAGGAAACAAAUCUCGCUGUUCAAUGCAAACAACUGAAGGAACGCAUCCAGGAGAUAGAACUCGGCUGGGCGCAUCAAGUAGAGCGACUCGAAAAAGAAAGCCAGGCACUAAAGGAAAAGAUUCAAGAACAAAACGAAGAUAAGCGAAUGGACUGGAGUGCUGAAGUUGAAGAAGCAGUCGCUGGCAACAAGGAACAAGAAAAGGAGAAAUGCGCAAAGCAAAAUGAUGAAACAAUGGACUGGACGGCUCCUGAGGAAGUAACAACUAUCGAUCAAGCCAAUGACAACAAAACAAGCGAUAGCUAUGAAGAUGACAGAUCAGAAACGAAUGAAAUGGAAACAACAUUCUUUACGAUCGAAAGAUUGAUGGACCAGGAGGACAGCAGCAAAGGGCGAAGAGAUAGCUACCAUGCAGAGAAUGAAGAAACAGAAAACGAUGUUUCCAAUGACCAAUGCAUAUCAUAUAGCAAUUGA